CUAGUUUCGUUUCAGCUGCUCUCACGAGUGCGUCUACCGGUGGGCAUUCGAUCUCGGGCCUCUCGGGCUGGCUUCAAAUUACAAAAAAGCUUCGCCGCAGUAACUAAAUAGGAAGCGAGUAAUUACUUUGAUCGUACUAGGGUCUCCGUACGCGCUGUGCAUAUUAGAGUGGCACAAAAUGUUCAAAUACAAUAUUUUGACUCGAAAACUAUCCGAGCUGCUGUCUACUAAAGUGAAUGCUAUUAUGAAAUAGUAGCAAAUCCAUAUGGACAUAUGUAAAUGUGUAUGUUUCAAGUUCGCAUAUAAGUAUGACUACGUACGUAUGAUAUAUGUAUGUAUGUAUGUACAUACAUGCUUAUACACAAAUGGACGUAUAUUGUAUAUAUACACAUAUUUCAUUUAUGAGUGCCUUUAAUCCGUGUAUCGAAUGCGAAUUAAUUAAUAAAGCGUUUAUUUGCACAACAGAGAACAUUAGCAGUCAAAUAAACAGUCAAUAAAAAUGUACAAACAAAUGGAUACCUACGAGCCCGAUUCCCAGUAUUAUUUAUCCGAGUGAUUUAAUACAUCAUAAUUCAUUUAAAUACGUUUCAUUUUUAUCUAAAUAUUUCUACAAACGUGUGUGCAAAAUUACUCAUGACAAAAUUAUCUAUUUAUUUUCUAUUCUAACCCCGAAGAUCGCACUUCUGAAUAUUUUAAUAUUUAUAUAGAAACGAUAAUAUAGCUAUAAGUUUGUUUUGUGAUUAAUCCGAGAAAAGUUCAGCCUACUAAAAGUUGAUUGCAUUCAAGAUCUAAGAUAAACUGUGAUUAAUCAAGCAAAAAAGGCAAAAGCUGAAUUUAAUUUGCGUUCGCAAUUUAAUUACCAUGAAUGUGACUAGAGACAAAAUGAGUGUAUACUUAAUUGGAUUAUUACUGCUCGUACUUACCGCAAAUGGCAAAGUGCAACAGGAAUCGAACAGAACUCGAGAUACGGGUGACAGUGGUGAUCCGAAGAGCAGCUUCGAAAAGGAUGAUGUCGGCUGGACGAACAUCGAUGCCGAAGUCGACGUGGUGACGCCCAUGGUGUUAGCUCACCUUCAAAAAUUGGGUAUAGCCCAUCUCGAUCUGCCAGACAUGAAAGAGAGCAUCUCUAUUAAGCCUUUCUUCAUAACGUAUGAAGCCGGUCUACACCUGACUAAUGGAAUCGUCUACAACCUGGCUGGAAUACAGAGACACAAAAAUGCAUUCAUGACCUAUGAAGGCAAAUCGUUCCUGAGUAAAUUUUAUUUGAAAAUAAAUAAACUUCAGUUUGAAUACAACUUUUUGCUGAAGCUCAUGGCUAUUGAGGGUUACGGAAAGGUGAUUGGCUCUUUGGAUGAUACCAUCAUCUAUGCUGAACUGGCUGUCAAUGUGAUUACUUCGAAGCUUCAUCUGCACGACUUUCGUAUAAUUGAAUUCAGCAAUAUUCAUGUACAAUUGGAUCAAGCACGUUUAAUUCGUGAAUUUACUGGACUUAUUUUAAGUCCUAUCACAAAUUUGUUCAAGGAUCGAAUCACGACAUCGAUUGCUGACGGACUGAAGGAGCAAAUGCAAACCGUUAUGGACGAUUUCAACAACGAGGAUCCUUUAGAGCUUCGUAAAUUUACAAAAAAACUAAUAUCCGGUAUAACGGGCUCUUCAACAGAUUUGACGGAGCAAACUUAGGCUUAGAAACAGUAAUAAAAAGUAACUGGAAAGCUGGGAAUAAA
This is a messenger RNA of Drosophila mojavensis, 1724 nucleotides long. RefSeq lists its product as uncharacterized. Bases 862 to 1680 code for a protein of 272 amino acids. NCBI's taxonomy places the organism in Eukaryota, Metazoa, Arthropoda, Insecta, Diptera, Drosophilidae. The transcript has 5 exons. The record is from RefSeq and is a predicted model, not a curated record.